UCUUAAAGAUGGUUUCAUCCAAAUAUUACUGGGGUGGAGGCAGAAAACCUGCUGUUAACAAGAGGAGUGGAUGGCAGCUUUCUGGCACGACCCAGCAAAAGUAACCCAGGAGACUUUACGCUCUCUGUUAGACGAACUGGGGCUGUCACCCACAUCAAGAUCCAGAACACAGGAGACUACUAUGACCUCUAUGGAGGAGAGAAGUUUGCUACGUUGGCUGAGUUAGUCCAGUAUUAUAUGGAACAUCAUGGACAGCUCAAGGAAAAGAAUGGGGAUGUUAUAGAGUUGAAAUACCCGCUGAACUGUGCUGAUCCUACGUCUGAAAGGUGGUUUCAUGGGCAUCUCUCUGGAAGAGAAGCUGAAAAGCUAUUAACAGAAAAAGGAAAACAUGGAAGCUUUCUUGUGCGUGAGAGUCAGAGCCACCCUGGGGACUUUGUUCUUUCUGUCCGGACAGGAGAUGAUAAAGGAGAGAGUAAUGAUGGGAAAUCUAAAGUGACACAUGUCAUGAUUCACUGCCAGGAUCUAAAAUACGAUGUUGGUGGAGGGGAGAAAUUUGACUCUCUGACAGAUCUAGUGGAGCAUUACAAGAAGAACCCAAUGGUAGAAACUUUGGGCACAGUAUUGCAGCUCAAGCAGCCUCUGAAUACUACCCGUAUUAAUGCUGCAGAGAUUGAAAGCAGAGUGCGAGAGCUAAGCAAGCUAGCAGAGACUACAGAUAAAGUCAAGCAGGGCUUCUGGGAAGAAUUUGAGACCCUGCAGCAGCAAGAAUGCAAACUUCUCUAUAGUCGUAAAGAAGGUCAGCGGCAAGAAAACAAAAACAAAAAUAGAUAUAAAAACAUUUUACCCUUUGAUCAUACCAGAGUUGUUCUACAUGAUGGUGAUCCAAAUGAACCUGUUUCAGACUAUAUCAAUGCUAAUAUUAUUAUGCCUGAAUUUGAAACCAAGUGCAACAACUCAAAGCCAAAAAAAAGCUACAUUGCUACCCAAGGUUGCCUACAGAAUACAGUGAAUGAUUUUUGGAGGAUGGUGUUUCAGGAGAACUCACGAGUUAUUGUUAUGACAACGAAAGAAGUUGAAAGAGGAAAGAGUAAGUGUGUCAAGUACUGGCCUGAUGAAUAUUCCCUAAAGGAGUACGGUGUUAUGCGUGUUAGGAACGUUAAGGAGAGUGCCGCACACGAUUACACGCUAAGAGAACUUAAACUUUCUAAAGUUGGGCAAGGGAACACAGAAAGAACAGUCUGGCAAUACCACUUCAGGACUUGGCCGGAUCACGGAGUCCCGAGUGACCCUGGUGGUGUGCUGGACUUUCUCGAGGAGGUGCACCAUAAGCAGGAGAGCAUUUCUGAUGCAGGACCAGUUGUGGUCCACUGCAGUGCUGGGAUUGGGCGAACAGGAACUUUCAUUGUGAUUGAUAUCCUUAUUGAUAUAAUCAGAGAAAAAGGUGUGGACUGUGAUAUCGAUGUUCCAAAGACCAUUCAGAUGGUGAGAUCGCAGCGGUCAGGGAUGGUGCAGACAGAAGCACAGUACAGGUUUAUUUACAUGGCAGUACAGCACUACAUUGAAACGCUACAGCGCAGAAUUGAAGAGGAGCAG
Eurypyga helias (sunbittern) is the source of this 1593-nucleotide messenger RNA. It is a transcript of the gene PTPN11, whose product is annotated as protein tyrosine phosphatase, non-receptor type 11. Lineage: Eukaryota; Metazoa; Chordata; Aves; Eurypygiformes; Eurypygidae. Gene Ontology annotation, biological process: protein dephosphorylation. The annotation marks the transcript as partial. Gene Ontology annotation, molecular function: protein tyrosine phosphatase activity. The record is from RefSeq and is a predicted model, not a curated record. The transcript is spliced from 12 exons.